This is a messenger RNA of Scaptodrosophila lebanonensis, 4633 nucleotides long. It is a transcript of the gene Rrp5, whose product is annotated as protein RRP5 homolog. Gene Ontology annotation, biological process: rRNA processing. The record is from RefSeq and is a predicted model, not a curated record. Gene Ontology annotation, molecular function: RNA binding; protein binding. Gene Ontology annotation, cellular component: small-subunit processome; nucleolus. Lineage: Eukaryota; Metazoa; Arthropoda; Insecta; Diptera; Drosophilidae. The coding region runs from base 48 to 4502 and encodes 1484 amino acids. The transcript has 5 exons.
CUUGGGCCUUUUAAACAUUUUAAAUUGCCGCAUAACUUUUAUAUAAAAUGGCUUUGGCCGAGAAAUGUUUCCCGCGAGGCGGAACCAUUCAUAAACCUGCUAAUACCAUAGAUGGCACUUCAAAUAUCAUUUUUGGUGCCACACAAAAAAAGACGAAAAAGACACCAAAAUCCAAGGACAACCAUCUCAAAGGUCUUAACAACGAUGAAGGCGAGCAAUUGCAAUCCUCUUAUGCGGAAACGCUCACAUUCGAUACUCUUCAGGACGAUAUGCUGGUUAUGGGCGUUGUAAAGAACACCAGCGCUACAUCCUUGGACAUUGCACUGCCGGGGCGCUUGACAGCACGAACUCUUGUCGCUGACAUAUCUGAUGCGUACUCAAGAGUGGCAAAGGCAGCCAUGGACGGCGACUUAAGUGAAUACAAUGCACUGACAGAGCUUUUCGCCGUGGGUCGCAUUGUUUAUGGUCGAGCUAUCAAAACUGAAAAGUUUAAUAACAGUCGCACAAGGCUGCUCUUAAACCUUAAGCCCGUCGAUGUGCACACUGGCUUACUGCAUACUAACAUUAAGAAGGGCUUCAUCUUUACGGGCGCUAUACAUGAAAUUCAGGAGCACGGCUACGUUAUUGAAACGGGAAUUGAAGGACUGCAUGCUUUUCUAGCAAUGGAAGAGCGAGCGUCAAAAGAAUUGCGCCACAUGGGUGAACUGGUGUCCUUAAAAGUCAAACAAAUUCAUCAUACCGAUACUCAGAGUACUUGCACAUGCGUCGCAGUGGACCAGGCUGGCCUGAAGAUCAAGAGCCAGAAUGAAUGCAAUUUGGAUUACAUACUGCCCGGCAGCAUACUUAAGUUUAAGGUGGGCAAGCAUAUUAAGAAUGGCUUGCAAGGCACUAUUAUGCAUGAAUCGUUCACGGCCUAUGUAAAUGAACAUCAUUUGGCGGAGGCCUUGCACGUACCGGAGGAUUAUGAAUUAAAUGCAGAGUACGAGGCACGGGUGCUCUAUAUAAUGCCAUUGACGAAAUUAGUCUAUUUAACUCUAAAUCUGAACAUUGAAGUUAUGAAUCACCUGUUUCCCGCAGGCGGCGAGGAUGAAGAAGAAGACCAAACCGAGCAGGUAGAAGGGGAGCCCCUGAAGAGGGGCAGCGUCGUCGAGAAGGCCAAAGUGAUGCGAUUAGGCACCGGCGGUGUUAUAUUGCUACUUAACAAAAAAUUUAAAGGUCUUAUUUCCUAUGGAUCCAUCAAAACCAACUACAAAGGCAAUUACGAUAAUGAUGAAGUGUUGGCAAAAUAUGCACGCAAAUCCAAACACAAGGUUCGCAUCCUGGGCUACGAUGUAAUCGAGGCUCUCUACUACUGCACCGACGAUCAGAAUGUAAUCAAUGAGAAAUAUUUCGCCCUGGAGGACAUAGAACCUGGUGAGGUAGUGACCGCAAAGAUAGUUAAACUUGACGAAAAAAUUGGUGGCUAUGAUGUAAAGAUUGGAAACCUAAAGGGCGUCAUUGAGAAACUGUUUUUGGCGCCCAACAUUAAAUACGAUGUUGGUUUGCGCCUGCGUUGUCGCAUUGUGGACGUAAAUAUGGAUCGCAAGAUUUGCUAUCUGACCAAUCGUGCUGAGUAUCUAGACAAGAGUGUGAAGGUGCUGACGUCGCUGCAGGCAGCACAGGUGGGCAAUUCCUACAUGGGUACCAUCGUUAAAUGUGACCCAAAUUAUGUGCUAGUCAAGUUCUUCAAUGGCAUCAAGGGUGUGCUGCAUAUGCACCGACUUAUUGGCUUCGUGGCCACCGAUCCGAACUCGUUCGUCGAAGGACAGACCACCAAGUUCCGAAUCUUCAGCAGAAACGACGAACAAAUUGCCCUAACGCUGCCUGAGGACAAAUUCCAUGUGGGCGAAAUAUGUCCCACAGAGGUGACCAACACACUUGAUGCUGGUCUGGAAAUAAAAAUCACCUAUGCCGGCGAUGAGGAGCAACAGGAACAGGAAGUUGAAGAGUUCAUAGGUUUAAUUCCAUUGCGCUUACUCUCCGAUCACUUGGACCUACUGGAGGCACAGAGGCGUAUUCAUGCCGCGGGCUCAAAAAUCAAAGCUGCUUGUAUAACGCAAAACAUAUUCAGUUUACGGGAUGUGCCCUAUUUCAGUGAAAACUUGACCAAGAAUUGGCAAACCGUCCAGGUUGGAGAUGUCCUGCGUGCCUAUGUGAAAAAUGCCACCGACAAGGUUAUCGAUCUUUUGGUACCCGUCCGCAAUUACAACAAACUGGUCAAAGUACAUGUAAAGAUGUUACGCUUGAAUGCUGUUCGUCAUGUGCCAAUUGCAUUGGCUCCAGAACAGGUGCUCUACGUGAAGGUCCUCAGUAAGGAAGUGGAGACCCACACACUCACAGUAUCCGCUAAACUGACAGAUGUGUGGAAGGGGCAGUUGAACGAGACGGCACAGUUUGUGGAAAGCUAUCUCAAGGAAGUGGCAGAGAUAAGGAAGGCAUUGAAGAAACAAAACGCUCCCAUAGCCAAGAACAUCAUUGGCGAGCAAGUAAAUGUAGUAUUCAAAGGCGUACAUCCCGAGACCAAUGACUGGAUUUAUACAGUGGAAGGUUCUUCUCUAACAGCAAUACUUAAGUACCACUUGGCAGGUUUGGCGCCAAAAACACCUGAAAUGGGUAAGAAACAGCAAGCUGUUGUAUUAUGGAUUGAUUACGCCAGUGAUGUGCUUUUUAUAAGCAUAACGAAGGCGGACAUUGAACAUAUCGUGACAAGCACGAAAAUAGCCGAAAAUCUUGCCGGUAAAGCUGGCAUGAAAGCUAAGGUAUUGCUUAAAUUGGAGUCCAUAUACAUAUGCUCGCUGAAAAAAGGUACCAAUCCAUUGGUAGUCUGUCCAGUGCGCUUGCAUCACAAUGAUGUUGAGAAUUCGGCUAGCGUGGGUCUAAAUGAAGGCGAAUUUUGUAAUUUGGCAAUUAUACACGAUAAAUUGCCUAUCGCUGUGCCCGAAGCUGUCUGGAAGCUGUGGCGUAAUGUGAAGCGUCCAAAAGUCGACAAGGAUGAAGUGUUAAUAGAGACUAAGAAACCAAAACUAGAGGAACAGCUUUUAAAGAGCAAGUCCUCGAAAGUGAAUGAUAAAACCUCUGUAGUACUCAAUGGCAAGGAACCACAACCAGAAAAUGUCAAAAAAGUGAAGCUAAAAAACGGCCAGAAAACAGAGACUCCCAAUAGUAAGAAAGCUAAGCUAGAAAAACUAGAGGAACAGCUUUUAAAGAGCAAGUCAUCGAAAGUGAAUGAUAAAACCUCUGUAGUACUCAAUGGCAAGGAACCACAACCAGAAAAUGUCAAAAAAGUGAAGCUAAAAAACGGCCAGAAAACAGAGACUCCCAAUAAUAAGAAAGCUAAGCUAGAAAAUGGCAAAGUUCAACAAAACGCUCAGCUAUUUUUCGAAGACAAAAUUCCCUCAAAACCAGCAGGUCCAGUCCAGCCUGCACCAAGUAAGGAGCGUCUACCUGGAGUUUCCAGUUUUUGGACCACGGACCUAAGCACCCUAAAUGGAAACAAACAGCCCGAAUCCAGUGAUGACGACGAGGAAACCCCAGAUAAUGAACUGAACGCUAGCAAAAGGAAACGUCUGAGUGCCAAAGAAAAGGCGAAGGCGCAGAUUAAAGAAGAGCAACGCCUGCGUGAAAUCGAAGAACGCAAUGCAGAUCCCACACAGCGACCCGAGACCAUCGAUCAAUUCGAACGUCUUGUGCUGGCCGAGCCGAAUAACAGCAAGUCCUGGAUUGAAUACAUUGCCUUUUUGCUCUCGAACACAGAAAUUGAAAAGGCCCGCGCCGUGGCACGACGUGCCAUAAAAACAAUUGCGUUCCGCGAGAGUGGCGAGUUAUUAAACGUAUGGAGCGCUUUGCUCAACCUGGAACUAAUCUAUAACACGAACCAAUUUAACGAUGUCCUUAAAGAGGCGCUCACCUGCAAUGAGCCUAUCGAUAUUUACAUGCGUACCGUCGAUAUAUUGAAGCGUGCUCAACGCAAAGAACAACUGAUCGAUAUGCUAGGUCUAAUGCAGCGUAAAUUUAAAACACAACUCAAAGUAUGGCGUCUAAUCGCUGACGCCUACUUUUCCUUGGACAUGAAGGACCGUGUCCAGCCGUUGCUGCAACGGGCUUUGGCCGUAUUGCCCAAUAAUGAUCACAUAAAUUGCAUCGUUGCCUUCGCGAAUUUAUACGCCAAGAAUGGGGAUAAUGAUAUGGCACAAACGUUACUGGAUGAUAUAGUGACCUCUUAUCCGAAACGCAUUGAUAUAUGGGUGCUCUAUGUUGAUAUGCUAAUUAAAGCCGAUCUCAUUGAUUCGGCACGGAAUGUCUUGGCACGUGCAGUUUUACAUAAGCUGCGGCCAAACAAAAUGGUCGUGAUAUUCAAGAAAUUCCUGGACUUCGAGCUUAAAUAUGGCACGGAUGAAAACGCGACGAGAGUCAAGCAAAUGGCCGAAGAUUAUGUAAAGAAUUAUAAUAAAUCGGCUUCGUAAGACACAAAACACAAGUCAAUGCCUUUAAGUCUUAUGUUAAAAGCUUUGUUUUUUUUUUAUGAUGCACACUUUAUUUUAAAAACUAUAUAGUUUAAAUGAAAUGUGAUUUUUCACUGCUACUUUCUUUUAAU